AUGAUAAAUAUUUCUCGAUUAGCUGGAUAUAAUAAACAAGAUGUUAAAAAUAUCAUUUUAUUACUUCAUGAAUUUGUAACCACAUUCAAAAAGAAUCGGCUUACGAUCAAUUUCCAAUCCAGACCCGUUAUAUUAUUCUUGGGGACAUUAAUUAGUACGGUUGGAUUUGGAGCAUAUUUCACCAUUCGAAAUAUUAUAUCUCGAUAUAAUGAACGACAAAUUAAUAAGAAAUUAUUACGUCCAAGUUUAAUUCGACAAUCUUCAACAAUUUUAAAAAAUGGAUCUCGAGAGAUUUUUAUCCCCAAAGGGAAGGGGAAAUUUACCAGGAUCAUUAUCCCAAAACCGAAUAAUGAUACUUAUGCUGCUGAUAAAUAUUUAUAUAUCAAUUUUCGGAAGAAUCAACAAAUAUUAACAUUACAACAAAAAGGGGUUUUGUUUAAUUCGAAAUUUUUAAAUCAAUUGAUUAUUAUUUGGAGAAUCCUUAUACCUAAAUUUUCAUGUAAAAAUACUGCGUUGUUAUUAGCUCAAUGUUUCUUUUUGAUUUUUAGAACUUGGUUAUCAUUAAUUAUUGCAAAAUUGGAUGGUCAAUUAGUUAAGAAUUUAAUUUCUGCUAAUGGAAGGAAAUUCCUGCGUGAUUUGGUUUAUUGGUUACUUAUUGCUUUUCCUGCUUCAUAUACUAAUGCUGCUAUAAAAUAUUUGGAUAGUAGAUUAUCAUUGGGGUUUAGAACAAAUUUAACAAGAUAUAUUCAUGAUAUGUAUUUAGAUAAAACAAUGGCAUAUUAUAAAGUUGGAGUUAAUAAUCAAGAAAUCACCAAUAUUGAUCAAUAUAUCACUGACGAUAUUACUAAUUUCUGUUCUUCAUUAUGUUCAUUAUUUUCAUCAAUGGGUAAACCUUUUAUUGAUUUAGUAUUCUUUUCGGUUUAUUUAAGAGAUAAUUUAGGUACUGGUGCAAUUAUUGGUAUUGCCGUGAAUUAUUUUGCCACGGCAAUGUUAUUGAAAAGAGCUACUCCAUCAUUUGGGAAAUUAUCAGCCCAAAAGGCUCAUUUAGAAGGAGUUUAUUUUAAUCAACACCUUAAUCUUAUGACAAAUUGUGAAGAAAUUGGAUUUUAUAAAGGAUCAUUAAUUGAAAAAUUUAAAUUAUAUGAAGAAUUUGAAAAAUUGAUGAAACAUUUACAUAAAGAAAAUAAUAUUGGUUUUUGGUAUGGAGUUUUAGAAGAUUAUGUAUUGAAAUAUACUUGGUCUGCUUGGGGAUAUAUAUUUUCAGGAUUACCAGUUAUAUUUGACGAACUUUGGAAGAUUAUUGGUAGUGGUGAUAAUAAUGAAGAAAAACCAGUUGAUAAUGUAAAUGAAAGAAGAAAUAUGAGACAAUUUAUUAUUAACAAAAGAUUAUUAUUAUCCCUUGCAGAUGCUGGUUCUAGAUUGAUGUAUUCUAUUAAAGAUGUUAAUACAUUAACUGGAUAUACUGAUCGUGUCUUCAAUUUAUUGACUCAAUUGCAUAAUGCUCAUUCACCUAGAUUUGAUUAUGGAGCUAAGAAUGGUAUUAAAGAUAUUAAUGGUACAAUUCAAUCGAAUUAUUUACAAGGAUUACGAUUUGAACAUAUUCCAAUUAUAAUUCCAAGUUCUAAAGGAGUUGAAAAUCCACCAUUAAUUGAAGAUUUAAAUUUCACUUUAUCGAAUCAUAAGAAUUUAUUAAUUUUGGGAGCAAAUGGAUGUGGCAAAACUAGUAUUGCAAGAGUUAUUGCUGGAUUAUGGCCAUUAUAUCGUGGAUUAUUAUCAAAACCAAAUGAUGAUGAUAUUUUCUAUUUACCUCAAAAGACCUAUUUUACUACUGGUAAUUUACGUGAUCAAAUUAUUUAUCCAUAUACUGAUACUGAUAUGUUAGAAAUGGGAUAUAAUGAUGAUUAUUUAUAUCAUAUAUUACGUGAAGUUAAAUUAGAAUAUCUUUUAACCCGUGAAGGUAAUUUUAAUGUUAUAAAGGAUUGGAAAGAUGUUUUAAGUGGAGGUGAAAAACAAAGAAUGAGUAUUGCAAGAGUAUUAUUUAUGAAUCCUAAAUUAGUUAUAUUAGAUGAAAGUACCAAUGCUGUUAGUACCGAUGUUGAAGAUUAUUUAUUUGAAUUAUUAAAAUUGAAAAAAAUUCCAUUUAUAACUUUAAGUCAUCGUCCAUUAUUAAUGAAAUAUCAUGAUUUUGUAUUGGAAAUUUUACAACAUGGUAAAUGGGAAUUACAUGAUUUAACCAGUGAAGAAAAUUUAAUUAGUAUUGAUAAUGAAAUUAAACAAAUUGAAGAUAAAUUAUCUCAAGCUGAAAAAUGGCAAGAAAGAAAAGAAAAGAUUGAAUUAUAUCUUGAUGGUAGAGUAAAUGAAGAUGAUUUAGAAUUGAAUGGUCUGGCUAUACUACCAGUAGAACAACCAAAGAUUACAGCUAUUUAA
Hemisphaericaspora subhashii is the source of this 2427-nucleotide messenger RNA. It is a transcript of the gene PXA1, whose product is annotated as ATP-binding cassette long-chain fatty acid transporter. Gene Ontology annotation, molecular function: ATP binding; ABC-type transporter activity; long-chain fatty acid transmembrane transporter activity. The coding region runs from base 1 to 2427 and encodes 808 amino acids. The record is from RefSeq and is a predicted model, not a curated record. The transcript has a single exon. Gene Ontology annotation, biological process: long-chain fatty acid import into peroxisome; very long-chain fatty acid catabolic process; peroxisome organization. Gene Ontology annotation, cellular component: peroxisomal membrane. Lineage: Eukaryota; Fungi; Ascomycota; Pichiomycetes; Serinales; Debaryomycetaceae.